Morone saxatilis (striped sea-bass) is the source of this 5342-nucleotide messenger RNA. RefSeq names its product solute carrier family 12 member 7-like. Gene Ontology annotation, molecular function: potassium:chloride symporter activity. Gene Ontology annotation, cellular component: membrane. NCBI's taxonomy places the organism in Eukaryota, Metazoa, Chordata, Actinopteri, Moronidae. The record is from RefSeq and is a predicted model, not a curated record. Gene Ontology annotation, biological process: chloride transmembrane transport; cell volume homeostasis; chemical synaptic transmission.
CCCAGCCUGAAAAGAAGAGGGGGAAACAAAACCAAAGACAAAACAACAGUGUUUUUUGUAGUGAAAGUGGAUUUUAAGGAUACUCUGGAUACUUAUAGAGAUACUUGAGGGUUUGUUUCCCGUCCUUUUGGCAUUACAAAGGUGUGAGUGAGAGAAGUGGGACUGUCAGAGUAAUGGGAGGAGCUGCAGGGUUCUCCAUGUAUGGACUCUCUUCAUAUGGUAAAUAGAGGGUCACAUGGGGCAAUAGUCUUGGAGCAGUGGGGGGAAAAGGGAGGGAAAGGAACAAGGAGAGAGUGAAGACUACACACUACAGGACUUUGGCCUGCCUCACGUCUAUGAGAGAGCACUUUCACCCUGACUUUAGAGGACACUGGAUCACACAACAAAGAGAAAGGGAAGAAAAGAGUUGGAGUGCCAUUUUGUGGUCAAUCUGAAUCCCCAGCUUUCCUCACUGAGGCCCUUUGUCUUCCACUUGACAGGAUUUUUUUUCCCUUUCCCUGUGGGGGUGAAAGUUCAACAGUGAGUGCCUUCCUGGUUGUUGUCACUGGACACCUCUUCAUACAUUCUUCCGGACAUUUGAAGAGCCAAGAUGCCUACCUUCACUGUAGUGCCGGUGGAGGAUGCGGAGGGUGGCAGCAACAAUGCGGCUGCAGCUGAAGGCAGUAAACCGGUCAGUUUGCGCAAACUGUUUGUGGAGGAAGAGGAUGAGAACUCCCAAGGAACCCACUCAGGAGAUGACAGUCAGAGAGAGUCCAGUCCAUUCAUCAAGUCAGACAAUGACAGAGAACCCUAUUACGAAGGCAAGAACAUGGCCCUGUUUGAGGAGGAAAUGGACAGUAACCCCAUGGUAUCAUCCCUUCUCAACAAGCUGGCCAACUACACCAACCUGACCCAGGGUGUCCGUGAGCAUGAGGAGGCUGAGUUUGAGGACGGGGUCAGGAGAGUCGCUGUAAUGACCUUGCUCACAGCCAUAUCAAUGAGUGCCAUAGCAACCAAUGGAGUUGUCCCAGCCGGUGGCUCGUACUACAUGAUCUCCAGAUCAUUGGGUCCGGAGUUUGGAGGAGCGGUGGGUCUCUGCUUCUACCUCGGAACCACCUUCGCUGGAUCCAUGUAUAUACUGGGCACCAUAGAGAUUCUGCUGACGUACAUUGUUCCAACAGCAACAGUGUUUAAAGGAACCGACGAUGAAGCAAGGCUCAACAACAUGCGUGUUUAUGGCACAUGCUGCCUGGUCCUGAUGGCGUUGGUAGUGUUUGUAGGGGUGAAGUAUGUGAACAAACUGGCUCUGGUUUUUCUGGCCUGUGUGAUUCUGUCCAUCAUGGCCACUUAUGCAGGAGUAAUCAAGACGAUGAUCGAACCACCAGAAUUUAAUGUCUGUCUGUUGGGAAACCGAUCUCUAAGCAAUGAAAAGUUUGAAACAUGCGCAAAGACGCAGAUUGUGAAAAACCAAACUGUGACCACUAAGCUAUGGAGCGUCUUCUGUGACAGUGAAUACCCCAACGCAACCUGUAAUGAAUACUUCACCUCAAACAACCUGACAGAGAUACAGGCCAUACCUGGGCUCCUGAGUGGAGUUAUCAAAGAAAACCUGUGGGGCGACUACGGUCCAGCUGGUAUGUACAUAGAGAACAAAGACCAGCCUUCUGUACAACUCCUGGACACGCCUAUAGACACAGAUAAGCCCUAUGUCUUCAAUGACAUCACCACCUACUUCACUCUGCUUGUGGGAAUAUACUUCCCCUCUGUUACAGGUAUAAUGGCUGGUUCUAACAGGUCCGGUGAUCUCAGAGAUGCCCAGAGGUCCAUUCCAAUAGGAACCAUAAUGGCUAUUCUCACCACCUCUUUCAUUUACAUCUCCUGUGUGGUCUUGUUUGGAGCCUGUAUUGAAGGAGUGGUGCUGAGAGACAAAUUUGGUUACUCGGUAAAGAAGAACCCAGUAAUUGGUAUUCUGGCCUGGCCGUCACCCUGGGUGAUCGUGAUUGGCUCGUUUUUCUCCUGCUGCGGGGCGGGACUUCAGAGCCUCACUGGCGCUCCCCGGCUACUGCAGGCCAUCGCUCGGGAUGGCAUCAUCCCGUUCUUACAGGUCUUUGGCCAUGGGAAGGCUAAUGGUGAGCCAACCUGGGCUCUGUUGCUGACAGUAGGGAUCUGUGAGAUAGGAAUCCUCAUCGCUUCUCUGGAUGCUGUGGCCCCCAUCCUCUCCAUGUUUUUCCUCAUGUGCUAUCUGUUUGUUAACCUGGCCUGUGCUGUUCAGACUUUGCUCUGUACCCCCAACUGGAGACCUCGCUUCAAGUUCUAUCACUGGACCCUGUCUUUCUUAGGGAUGAGUCUGUGUCUAUCUCUCAUGUUCAUCUCCUCCUGGUACUACGCCUUGGUUGCCAUGGUGAUAGCCGGCUGUAUCUACAAGUACAUUGAGUACAAAGGGGCAGUGAAGGAAUGGGGAGACGGGAUCAGAGGUCUGUCCUUAAAUGCAGCACGCUAUGCUCUCAUCCGGCUGGAAGAAGCACCACUGCACACCAAAAACUGGAGGCCUCAGCUGUUGGUGUUGUGUAAGUUGGACUCGGACCUGUCAGUGAAACACCCUCGCCUCCUGUCCUUUAGUACACAGCUCAAAGCAGGAAAGGGACUGACCAUCGUCUGUUCAGUCCUGGAGGGAACCUACAUGACCCGGGGCAAUGAGGCCAAGACUGGAGAGCAGAACUUGAAAGCAGCCAUGGCUUCAGAGCGGAUGAAGGGUUUCUCCCAUGUGGUGGUAUCCUCAAACCUGCGUGAUGGUUUCUCCCUGCUCAUCCAGUCAGCAGGACUGGGAGGAAUGAAACACAACGCUGUCCUGAUGGCCUGGCCGACAGGUUGGACACAAGCCCGGGACUCCUCCGCAAGGAGGAACUUCAUAGAAACGGUAAGAGAAACGACGGCAGCUCAUCAGGCUCUGCUGGUUGCUAAGAACAUCGACCAUUUCCCCAGUAACCAGGAGCGUCUGAAGGAGGGAACCAUUGAUGUGUGGUGGAUCGUACAUGAUGGUGGACUACUCAUGCUGCUGCCUUUUCUACUGAGUCAACACAAGGUAUGGAGGAAGUGUAAAAUGCGAAUCUUCACGGUGGCCCAGAUGGACGACAAUUCCAUCCAGAUGAAGAAGGACCUCCAGAUGUUUCUCUACCAUCUACGCCUGGAUGCAGAGGUGGAGGUGGUGGAAAUGCAUGACAGUGACAUCUCAGCCUUCACCUAUGAGAAGACCCUGGUGAUGGAGCAGAGGUCUCAGAUGCUUAAACAGAUGCAGCUGUCCCGCACUGAGAGGGAGAGAGAGAUUCAGAGCAUCACAGAUGUAUCGCGUGGCUCCAUAAAGCGGAAGAAGUCGCCGGGUGCUGUCGCCUUUUCCCUCAACACGCCUUGCAUACCUGAGGAUGAGGCCCAGCUGAUCCACGACAGAAACACAGCGUGUCAUUCUACAAUGACUGACAAAGCUGCUGGUGCCACACCAGAUCGUGUCCACAUGACCUGGACCAAAGAUAAACUGGUUCACGAGAGGAACAAACACAGAGAAGGCAUGGGAGUCAAAGACAUGUUUAAUAUGAAACCUGAGUGGGAGAAUCUCAACCAGUCCAACGUGCGGCGGAUGCACACAGCCGUGAAGCUGAACGAAGUGGUGGUCAAGAAAUCCCAGAAUUCACAGCUGGUGUUGCUGAACAUGCCAGGCCCACCGAAGAACAAGAAAGGGGAUGAGAACUAUAUGGAGUUCCUGGAGGUCCUGAUGGAUGGCCUAGACCGUGUCGUGUUGGUUCGUGGAGGUGGUCGGGAGGUCAUUACCAUCUACUCCUAGUGCCAGGAGUUCUUAAUCGUUUGGAAGGGCACUGGAAAAAAACACUCUUGGACAGUAGGACAGGGAGUUGACAGAGGAGGGAAAUGGCUUUGAGAUGGACAAAGAUGUUGGACAGAUGAAGUAGAGGUUGCUCCCUCUCAUACUGCCAGGAGGAAAACAGCAACAGUGCCACUUACCAUUUUGGAAGGCCGUGGUCGAAGGGAAGGACAGGGGAGUUUACCUGCAGUGCAGCCUCAGUGGGCUCAGAGGUUCUCUCUACACCCCCUCCUCCUCCUCCUCGGGCUCCCUAACUCCGCCACAUCUGUACACUGUACAGAUGAAUGUACCGCUGCACUGUGGAGACGUUCUCCCCUCAGAUAAACUUUGUAAGAGCAGUCAUUUCAAUUUAACAUAUUUCAUUGCUUCACCAGGCACUUGUUGGAGGAAAGAACACCAACUACAGCUGGUUGUCAUUUUUAGCAUUUCACUGAUUGUAGUUUCAAUGAGGAGUGCCAACAUAGCUGACAGUGCCACUGAUGAAACUUUCCACUGAUUUAUAACAAGCACUGACUUUGGAAUCAUGGGAUGAGUUGAACAUGUUUUUAAGCCAUUAUAUCUGACAGAAUAUCAUGUAUCACAAAAUAAAGGCCCAUUGAGUCCUGUCAGGGCAGUUAAAGGGCAAAUGUGGCAAUAUUGAUUGUAAUCUAUAGAUUCUCUUGAACAUUGCUUAUCCACCGUUUUUGUUGUCACAGAUAACAUUAGUGUGCCAUAUGUGAUGAAAAAGUACCAGAUAGUAAAAAUGCAACUUUUUUAGUUGAUGAUUUUUGUGUUUGAGGAAAACGUUACAGUGUGAGUGUGUGUGUGUGUGAGCUCAGCUCUUAACCUGCCAGCGUGCACUGAUGAGGAAAACUGAGCAAUGUGGAGCCUAUGUAGUAGUGUUUUCAUUUAAUGUGAUUUCAUAUGUUUUAAGCACAGAUAACUUUAGCUAUGGGACGUUUGUUCAUGAAAAAAGACACACAUAAUAAACAAACCAAAGAAAAAGUUAAUGUCUUUAAAAGACACUGAGUCCAGAAAUACUUAUGUGUUGCAUUGCUAUAUAUGUUUCCUGUGUCCCUGCAGAAUCAUAAAGGUAUAAUGUGAAAGAGAAGUUGUUAAUGCUUUCGACUUGGACACAAUAGCCUGCUGUGUUUAAUUACAUCAUAUAAGUGAUAUGCUGACCGUGAUGACGACAAUGGACCUCAGGCAAGAAGCAAUAUACAAACAAAUAUUCUCUUAUCUUUGUUCAUAUCCACGAUUUGUUUUUAUUUUGUUUGUAUCCGCUGACUUCUAGGAUUGUUUUCUUAUUUUUGAUCUUCUUUUAGGUCAGAGAAAGUUUUAUGGUGGUGGCUGAGAGCACUCUAACAAGAUAAGAAAAAAAACAUCCAGUUUUCACAGUCACAAAUUUUUUGUCUCAAUAUCGUAUAAUAAGAUUAGAUUUUAUGUUUCAGAGUAAUUAUAAUGGCGGCAUAUUAGAUUUGUGGACUACAGAAAUACUAUUGCUCCACUUGUU